GUCAUACAGCCGGUCUCGCCGGGGCUGAGGCUCCUCGAGGGCCACGCCCCCCAGCCUUUCUGGGGGCUCGCGCGCGACGAGGGGGUGGAGCCGUCGUCGUGACCUUUCACCCCAGCAUGGCUGCGCCCGUGGGACCUGUGAAGUUCUGGCGACCUGGUACAGAGGGACCAGGUGUCAGCAUCUCUGAGGAGAGACAGAGUCUAGCUGAAAACUCUGCAACAACCGUUGUUUACAACCCUUACGCUGCCCUUUCUAUAGAGCAGCAGAGGCAGAAGCUGCCAGUGUUCAAGCUUAGGAAUCAUAUAUUAUACCUGAUAGAAAACUAUCAGACAGUGGUGAUUGUUGGAGAAACAGGAUGUGGGAAAAGCACGCAAAUUCCACAAUACCUUGCAGAAGCUGGCUGGACAGCAGAAGGGAGAGUGGUGGGAGUGACCCAGCCUCGAAGAGUGGCUGCUGUUACAGUUGCAGGGAGAGUAGCUGAGGAAAGGGGUGCAGUGCUGGGCCACGAGGUGGGCUACUGCAUCCGCUUUGACGACUGCACUGAUCCGUUGGCUACGAGAAUUAAGUUUCUGACUGAUGGAAUGUUGGUCAGGGAAAUGAUGGUUGAUCCAUUGUUAACAAAAUAUAGUGCCAUCAUGUUGGAUGAAGCCCACGAGAGGACCUUGUAUACAGACAUUGCCAUUGGCUUGCUGAAAAAGAUUCAGAGAAAACGGGGGGAUCUUCGAUUGAUUGUGGCUUCAGCCACUCUGGAUGCAGAGAAAUUUCGGGAUUUCUUUAAUCAAAAUGAAACCAGUGACUCAACCAGGGAUACCUGUGUGAUCCUUACAGUGGAAGGGCGGACAUUUCCAGUGGAUAUCUUUUAUCUGCAAAGUCCUGUUCCAGAUUAUAUCAAAUCAACUGUGGAAACUGUGAUGAAAAUUCACCAGACAGAAGGAGAUGGAGACAUAUUAGCAUUUCUUACUGGCCAGGAAGAGGUAGAAAGUGUCGUGUCUAUGCUGAUUGAGCAGGCUCGAGCACUAGGUCGAACCGGGAUGAAGAGACACCUCCGGGUUCUCCCCAUGUAUGCAGGACUGCCUUCCUUUGAACAAAUGAAAGUGUUUGAAAGGGUGUCACGCAGUGUCAGAAAGGUGAUAGUGGCCACCAAUGUGGCAGAAACCUCCAUUACAAUCAGCGGGAUUGUGUAUGUGAUUGACUGUGGCUUUGUGAAACUCCGAGCCUACAAUCCCAGGACAGCUAUUGAGUGCUUGGUGGUGGUCCCAGUGUCCCAGGCGUCAGCCAACCAGCGAGCAGGACGUGGUGGCCGCAGCCGCUCUGGAAAAUGUUAUCGUCUUUAUACAGAGGAAGCCUUUGACCAGCUGCCUCAAUCCACAGUUCCCGAGAUGCAGCGCAGCAAUUUGGCACCUGUUAUCCUACAGCUGAAAGCGCUAGGCAUUGACAACGUCCUCAGGUUCCACUUCAUGUCGCCUCCUCCAGCACAGUCGAUGGUUCAGGCCUUGGAGUUACUCUAUGCUCUGGGAGGUUUGGACAAAGACUGUCGCCUAACUGAACCACUUGGCAUGAGAAUAGCAGAGUUUCCUUUGAAUCCCAUGUUUGCAAAAAUGCUACUUGAAUCAGGAAAUUUUGGCUGUUCUCUGGAAAUCCUAAGCAUUGCUGCCAUGAUGCAGAUCCAGAAUAUCUUUGUGGUCCCCUCAAACCAGAAGUUUCAGGCAAUUCGAAUGCACCGAAAAUUUGCUGUGGAGGAGGGUGAUCAUCUUACUAUGCUCAACGUGUAUGAAUCAUUUAUCAAACACAACAAGAACUCUCACUGGUGUCAGGAACAUUUCCUGAAUUACAAGGGUCUUGUCAGAGCUGCGACAGUCAGAGAACAAUUGAAAAAGCUUCUUGUCAAGUUUCAAGUGCCCAAGAAAUCCAGCGAAGGUGAUCCAGAUCCGGUUCUGAGGUGCAUUGUUUCAGGAUUCUUUGCCAAUGCAGCAAGGUUUCAUUCCACUGGAGCCUAUAGGACUAUCCGUGAUGAUCAUGAAUUACAUAUCCACCCUGCAUCGGUCCUCUAUGCAGAGAAGCCGCCUCGCUGGGUUAUCUACAAUGAAGUUAUACAAACCUCGAAGUACUAUAUGAGAGAUGUGACCGCUAUUGAAUCUGCUUGGCUGUUGGAGCUGGCUCCACACUUUUAUCAACAAGGAACGCACCUGUCCCUAAAAGCAAAAAGGGCCAAGGUCCAGGACCAGUGAGCCAAGCUCACCUGCAGCAGCAGGGACUGCUUGGUGCCCUUUCCUCCAUGCUGCUGCUCCCCCAGCCCAAGGCGGUGAGCCGGCGUCGGCUCAUAUGGAACCUUCAGCUGCUCCGAAGUGGGCUGCAGCCCACGCGCCAGCCCCAUCCUUCUGCUCCCCUCAGCAUUUGCCUUCCCUGCUGGGAUCCCGGAGGAAUCUGUGCGUGGGCAGGUGUCCCGCUGUGCUGCACCCCCACAGAGCAGGAGUUGGCAGAGCCGUGCUCCUUGCUCACUCGGCACUCUCACACACCCCGAAUGCUGCCUCCAGCCGGCACAGCUCUGGCCCCGCUUUGUGGGUAACGUAGAGGGAAGUUAGGCAGGCAGCUGCAGCGCCCUGUGGGUGGAUGGGGUUUGCUGGGCUGGCUUUGCUCUUCCUGGAGGGGCCACGGCUCCAACAACCAAGGAGGUCCACUGCCAGGUGUGAACAAGCCUUUGUCUCUGAAGGGAUGAGGCCCUGGCAACACUGCACAUUUCUGCCAGAACCAUCACGGGGCACGGCUGGUGGCACAGGGGCUCCAAACCAAGCAGCUUCUGUUUUCCUCUGCCCUGGCCCCUGUUUAUCUGCAGCCAGACUUACAAGGAUCGGGAUCCACAGAGAGGACUCGUGUGCCCUGUUCUUUGUUGGCCAAGGACUUCUCUGUUUCCCAAGUGGGCUCAGCUUUCUCUCUGCGUACGAUACCAUGUCCUCUUGCCACUGGCCGAGCACUAGUGAAAGCUCAUCAGCUCAGACCCCGUGGGGAUCCUCUGCAGCAGGAAGUCACAGCAGUUUAGAGGCUCUAAGCUUCUGUUGCUCAGGACCAUAACUUAUGUAUUCGUUUUUGGUCUGUUUGCUUGGGUCUCAGGAAACCAUACAGGGGCGGCCCUCCCAGCAGGCACGGGUCUCAUUGUUGCCCCAGUGCUGGGAUGAUGUUCACUCCAACACAUGACCGACAGAUUUUUUUUCCCCUUACUGUUUCAAUGACAUUUAUUUAAAAAACACGUAGCUUGAAAAUUAUUUUUGUACUAAUGUUAGUUUGAUGUGCCACUUUUGGCACCAAACAUGUAUGUCAUUUUUAUUUCCAUUUUAUAAACAUGUAAAUAAUAGUGAUAUUGUUAAAAAUAGUAAACCUUUAUACCUCAAGUAAAUGUAUUCCCUCCCA
This is a messenger RNA of Manis pentadactyla (Chinese pangolin), 3405 nucleotides long. RefSeq names its product DEAH-box helicase 35 (gene DHX35). Gene Ontology annotation, molecular function: RNA binding. The transcript has 22 exons. Gene Ontology annotation, cellular component: catalytic step 2 spliceosome; intracellular anatomical structure. The record is from RefSeq and is a predicted model, not a curated record. Lineage: Eukaryota; Metazoa; Chordata; Mammalia; Pholidota; Manidae. Bases 117 to 2228 code for a protein of 703 amino acids.